This is a messenger RNA of Cuscuta campestris, 1232 nucleotides long. Lineage: Eukaryota; Viridiplantae; Streptophyta; Magnoliopsida; Solanales; Convolvulaceae. The record is from the annotation of a GenBank genome assembly.
AUCCACAGAGGUCGAUUCAAGUCAUUGAAUCUACGGUUGGAGGCACCGCAGUGAAGAUCUCAUAAAAGAAGAUGAAGAAGAAGCUUCACCUUCCCAACUCUGGAAUUGAUAUUAGGAAGCUCUCGUCCAAGAAUCUGGACUGGAACACAAUUGGGAUUUCUGGACAAAUCCCCUCUGGCCCAGCAAAGAAGGCUGAUUUGAAGAAUGACUACAAAUUAGUCUUGGAACUUGUCAUUGCAUGCCUGGAGUGUGGAAGUGGAGGACAUGCAGAUGACAUAACCCAGGAAAGAGCCUUCAUCAUCAACGCCCUCAUUACCAAGACUUUGGGAGAGAACAGAACCAGUUCUGUUGCAGAAGAUGAAGGAUCUUCAGACAAUUUUCUGAUUGUAAGUCUGAAGAAGUCCUCAAAAAUGAAGCAAGUAGUAUCUCCCUCCUCCAGUGCUGAGGAAACUCAGAAACUUGGAUUGGUCAAUCUGGAUGAAGAAGAGGAAGUCUCUGCUCUAGGAGAACUUCAGAAGAAGAAGAAGAGAAGAAUUUCUUCUCCCUCCACAUCUGGAAAUGUCGUUCUAGAUAACUCAGAGCAGAACCAACCACAAAACAGUCCUCAAGAUCUUAAUGAAGAAACCUAUCAAGACCAGAGUCUUCCAUCUCCUUCAUCACAAGAUCUUGCUGAUGAAGUAAACAAAUUCAUGCAGCUCUACUAUGUUUGGAGAGCUUGGAAGAUUUUGGAUGAGGAAUGGGUGUGGCAGAAAACCAAUGAAGAUCUGUUGCUGGAACACUUGACCACCUCUCCACCCUCAGAAUUUGAUGUUGAUGAUGAUUAUACAGCAGUCUACACACCCAUGUUCAUCAAUUCAGCUGAUGUAGCAAGAGAUUUACUCUCCCAAGAGAUCUCAAACUACGGGAAUGUAGAAACAGAGGAAGAGUCAGUGAAGACCCUGAAGAUUGAUGAAGAAGAUGCUGAGCAAGGAGAAGAUGAUGAAUCCCUCCCUCUGCAACUCUAUCACAGGGUACCUUCUUCAACUCAGGUGACCAACUUCCACUCUCACAGCUCUUCCACAUCAAUGUUUCCAAAUGAGAUGCCGGAAUCCUAGACCAGGAAGGUCCAAGGGCUGGUUGAGUCAGCCCUGGAAUCUUAGAAAGCCUCUUUUAGGCAAGAGUUAGAUAAAAUAGAAUAGAGGCACAACCAAAUUCUAGAGAAGACUGAAUAGAAAUAUAGCUCAAACCUCAAG